GCAGGGGGGUUGGACUAGAUGAUGCUUGGAGAUCCCUUCCAACUCGCCUGGCUCUCGGCUGCCCCUCAAUGGAGACCGCCAAAGGCUGCGAAAAGAACCAGGAAAUCCGGUGCGCGGAGGGAGGCGCAGAGCGACGCGCUCCCUUCGGGGUGGGAGGAUCUUUUCCCAGAGUCCAGAGAGCAGAAGGAGAUCAGCUGCGGGCUUCCUUGCGAUCGACGGGACCUGCUGCUCGCCCUUGCUCUCCCUCCAGCGCGCAGGGGCGUCGGGCACAGGUCAGUGCUGGCAGGCGCUCUGCACACGCUCAGGAACGCCACCCCGUCCGGAUUUGCGGCUUGAUUUCCAGGAAGGAGAGCCUCGGGUUCCUGAGUGCAAAGCCGCAUCAGCAGUUUGCAACGGAGGACAUUAUAAUAGCCCUGUGACUUAGCAGACCGGCUUGCAGCGACCCUGCCAGGGUUUGCAGCUGGUCUGAGUUCACUUCUGAAGGAUUUCAGCGGAGAGGAGAUCUUGGUCGGGGUGUGCAGCAUGAGUCGACUGGGGAGGCUGUUUGGCUUCCUGUGCCUGUGGCUCCCUCACCUGCAGUGCGAAGGGUUCAGCUACACCCAGCCUGAGCAGGUGCACCUGUCCUAUCCAGGAGACCCCAGCACCAUGAUGGUCACCUGGACCACCUUUGGCCCAGCAGAAUCCAUCGUGGAGUUUGGCCCCGAUCCGGGAGAGGCCUUCACUCACUCGGCCAGAGGAGACGCCACGCGGUUCGUGGAUGGCGGGAAGCUCAGGCACACCAUGUUCAUCCACAGGGUCACUCUCCAGGGUCUUGUGCCGGGACAGCGCUAUGCCUACCGCUGUGGAAGUGAGCAGGGCUGGAGCAGGUCCUACGGUUUCUGGGCCUUGCUGAACGGCACCAACUGGAGCCCCCGCUUCGCCAUCUUUGGGGACAUGGGCCUGGAGAACCCCCAGUCCCUGCCUCGACUGCAGCAGGAGGCCGAGAUGGGCUUGUUUGAUGUGGUGCUGCACGUAGGGGAUUUCGCCUACGACUUGGACACGAGCAAUUCCUACGUUGGAGAUGCCUUCAUGAGGAAGAUUGAGCCUGUGGCCGGCUUGGUGCCGUACAUGACUUGCCCUGGGAAUCACGAAGAAAAAUACAACUUCUCCAACUACCGUUUCCGCUUCAACAUGCCCGGUGACACAGAGAGCCUCUGGUACAGCUGGGACAUUGGACCUGCCCACAUAAUUUCCUUCUCCACCGAGGUCUACUUCUUCUUGAAAUAUGGAGAGCAGCUCGUGGCAGAGCAAUUUCAGUGGCUGGAGAAGGACCUGCAGGAGGCGAACCAGCCUGAACGGCGCAAGGAACGUCCCUGGAUCAUUACCAUGGGGCACAGGCCCAUGUACUGCUCCAACAACGACCAGGAUGACUGUACGCUGUACGAGAGCAUUAUCCGCCGAGGCCUCGACCCACAGCAGUUUGGCUUGGAGGACCUGUUCUACAAAUACGGGGUUGACCUGGAGCUGUGGGCCCACGAACACUCCUACGAGAGGCUAUGGCCGGUCUACGACUACAAGGUUUGCAAUGGCAGCACCGAGGCCCCAUACACCAACCCUUGUGCCCCUGUUCAUAUUAUCACUGGAUCAGCUGGCUGCAGAGAGCGACAUGACCCCUUUGUCCCCGACCCACGAGAAUGGAGUGCCGUGCGGAUUGAGGAUUAUGGCUACACACACAUGCAGAUCAUGAACAGGACUCACGUUUGGCUGGAACAAGUGUCGGACGACCAGAAUGGGAAAGUCGUGGACGGGAUUUGGCUGAUCAAAGAACUGCACGGCCCUGAAGCCUGGCACUAGCAGGUCCUUGGUGACCUCCCUGUUCCCUUCCUGGUCUAGAUGGCGUCUGGGGCCUUUGCCUUGUGACAACCAGCUUUCAACGCAGGAAGAAGAGGAAGCCACCAGAGACAUCUCCCCCACGAGUCCCAGAAGCAGCAAGAACACCAGAAGAUCACGCCAGGGGAUUAGGCCAACGGCCCAUCUAUUCCAGCACCCUCUUCUUGCCCCAGAGGGAAUCCUGCAAGAUACCCUCCGAGCACGACAGCACUUUCUCCCUUCCUGUGGCUUCCAGCAACUGGAAUUCAGAAAAGUUGCUGCCUCCAGCUGGGAAGGCAUAGCACAGACACCAUCGUCAUUGAUAGCCCUCAUUUUCAUUGGCUCACCCCAUUAGGUUCUCCUGUUAUGAAAAGUAGCAACUUCUCUUUUGGAUUUGAGCUCAGGAAGGUCACCAAGGCAGCUGAGCCAGUGUGGUGUAGUGGUUAAGAGCGGUGGACUCGUAUUCUGGUGAACCGGGUUCGCUUCCCCGCUCCUCCACAUGCGGCUGCUGGGUGACCUUGGGCCAGUCACACUUCUUUGAAGUCUCUCAGCCCCACUCACCUCACAGAGUGUUUGUUGUGGGGGAGGAAGGGAAAGGAGAAUGUUAGCCGCUUUGAGACUCCUUCGGGUAGUGAUAAAGCGGGAUAUCAAAUCCAAACUCUUCUUCUGUGGGUAGCAGGGCAAGCCAUUAUAAGGGGCGCAGCUUUAUUUUGCAAAUCUCUCCAGUGAGGGGUCUUAAAAUUAUGCUGUGGGGUGUGAGGAAUUCAAAUCUGCUGUGAUUUCUGUGACUGGACAACAUUUAGGCUGGUUAGUCUACGCUGGAUGAAGGAAGCACAUAAACUGCUUUAGGAAAAGCAAAGAAUUUAAAUUUUACCUUCUGAAAAUAACCAUAAUAAUAAUAAUAAUAAUAGAAAAUUAAUAUAUAAGGUAACUGCAAGUACUUGGAAAUCAUUUUUGAUGAUUGCUAUGCAAUUCUUCACACAAUCUGCUUACCAAGCAACACUAAAAAAGGUAAAGGGGCCCCUGACCAUUAGGUCCAGUUGUGACCAACUCUGGGGUUGUGCACUCAUCUCGCUUUAUUGGCCGAGGGAGCCGGCGUACAGCUUCCGGGUCAUGUGGCCAGCAUGACUAAGCUGCUUCUGGCGAACCAGAGCAGUGCACGGAAACGCCCUUUACCCUCCCGCCGGAGCGGUACCUAUUUAUCUACUUGCACUUUGACGUGCUUUUGAACUGCUAGGUUGGCAGGAGUCCAAGCAACACUAAAUAGUAUUAAUUAAACCAAAAUACAUUUGGAGUUCCCAAGCCUGUCCGGGGAGACGGGGGCAUUUGGCAGGCCCCCAGCUGGCUCCAGCCACCGGCCGGCAGCCGGGCGAAGUCCGGUUCUCAGAACAGUAUCAAUCAGCGACUCAAGCCUCAGAAACCUUUAGAGACUGAGCACGUUCUAAUCAGUGGAGUGAAUAACUCUUCACAAUGGAAGUGGUGGACAGAGGCAUAUGUAAGCAUAUUUACAGGCGUUUCUUCAGCAUCAGGACAAAAGAAAAACAUGUCUGUUUCGAGCAAACUGUGGUGGAAUGUAAACAGACAUGUGACAUACAGCAGCUCCACACAUCUGUUUAGGUGGAACGGAACAUCAUAAUCCUAAGAAAGCCAUGUUACAACUUUUUAGCACUCCUCAUUUUUGGAAGUUUAAAAAUGCAAUCCGCCCUACUGUGGGUAGGAUCCUGCUUUGGUGUCUUUCCUGCCCUCUCUGCAUUCUCCUCUUCAGCAACCACAACCUAGGAUUUUUUCUCCCUUCUUCAGUGCAGUCUUUUCCUUCGCUUGCUCCUCAACCAACCGCUCUUCCUCUCUGGAAGCACAAGACCUGAGGCAGGUGUUUGAUUCGCAUCUCUACUCAGAACAUGACUGAGCGGAAAGUGAAAGGAAGUCUUGUCACUACACAGAUUUGCAGGUGAAAUUAAUAUUAUUAAAUGGCAGGUUGGGAAUGACGUGCAGCCGCAAGCUUUUUGAAAGACUUUAGAGCCAUGGGAAUUGCUGUCAUCUACGCAAUAAUCUGGUGUGAAUUGUGUUUUCCUGUAGCACAGGACAGAGGCAAUAUUGUUUUCCCCCCAUGAGAAAGAAAUUACUUGAAUAAAAGUUUGAAAAAAGGGAA
This is a messenger RNA of Podarcis raffonei (Aeolian wall lizard), 3997 nucleotides long. RefSeq names its product acid phosphatase 7, tartrate resistant (putative) (gene ACP7). The record is from RefSeq and is a predicted model, not a curated record. The coding region runs from base 523 to 1833 and encodes 436 amino acids. Gene Ontology annotation, molecular function: metal ion binding; acid phosphatase activity. The transcript has 15 exons. NCBI's taxonomy places the organism in Eukaryota, Metazoa, Chordata, Lepidosauria, Squamata, Lacertidae.